Molecule: messenger RNA, 1158 nt
Organism: Varanus komodoensis (Komodo dragon)
Lineage: Eukaryota; Metazoa; Chordata; Lepidosauria; Squamata; Varanidae
Gene: FOXF2
Product: forkhead box F2
Exons: 2
Coding region: 1-1158 (385 amino acids)
Biological process (GO): animal organ morphogenesis; regulation of transcription by RNA polymerase II
Cellular component (GO): nucleus
Molecular function (GO): RNA polymerase II cis-regulatory region sequence-specific DNA binding; DNA-binding transcription factor activity, RNA polymerase II-specific
Source: RefSeq, a predicted model, not a curated record
AUGAGCUCCGAGGUCGGGGCCCCGGUGCCUCGCAGCCCGGCCUUGAUGAGCCAGCCGCCGCCGCCGCCCUCGGCCCUGGAGUCGUCCAGCAGCAGUAGUAGCAGCAGCAGCCACGCCAGCAACAACAGCAGCGCCGCGUCCACGUCCGCGCCGUCGAAAGCCAAGAAAGCCAGCUCGGGGCUGCGGCGCCCGGAGAAGCCGCCCUACUCGUACAUCGCGCUCAUCGUGAUGGCCAUCCAGAGCUCGCCGUCGAAGCGGCUGACGCUGAGCGAGAUCUACCAGUUCCUGCAGGCGCGCUUCCCCUUCUUCCGCGGCGCCUACCAGGGCUGGAAGAACUCGGUGCGCCACAACCUCUCGCUCAACGAGUGCUUCAUCAAGCUGCCCAAGGGCCUGGGCCGGCCGGGCAAGGGCCACUACUGGACCAUCGACCCGGCCAGCGAGUUCAUGUUCGAGGAGGGCUCCUUCCGACGGCGCCCGCGGGGCUUCCGAAGGAAGUGCCAGGCGCUCAAGCCCGCCAUGUACCACCGCAUGGUCAACGGGCUGGGCUUCCUCCCGCAGGGCUUCGACUUCCAGGCGCCGCCGGCCGCGCCGCUGGGCUGCCACCCCAACGGCUACAACCCGCUGGAGGUCAUGCAGGCCGGCGCCGCCUACGAGGCCCACCACGUCCCGCACAUGUCGCCCAGCCCGGGCUCCACGUACAUGGCCAGCUGCCCCGUCCCCUCCGGCGGCGCCGACUACGGGCCCGACAGCAGCAGCAGCCCCGUGCCCUCCUCGCCGGCCAUGGCCAGCGCCAUCGAGUGCCACUCGCCCUACGGCAGCCCCGCGGGACACUGGGCCUCCUCGGCGGCCUCGCCCUAUCUCAAGCAGCAGGCCCUGCCGCCGCCCGCCGCGCCCGCCGCCCCCACGGGCAUCCACUCCGGAGUCGCCUCUUACUCGCUGGAGCAAAGCUACCUGCACCAAAACGGCAGAGAAGACCUCUCAGUGGGGCUGCCUCGAUACCAGCACCACCCUUCCCCGGUGUGCGACAGGAAGGAUUUCGUCCUCAAUUUCAACGGCAUCUCUUCCUUCCACCCGUCGGCCAGCGGCUCGUACUAUCACCACCACCACCACCACCACCACCAAAGCGUCUGUCAAGACAUCAAGCCUUGCGUGAUGUGA